Messenger RNA from Halichondria panicea, 1563 nucleotides. RefSeq names its product protocadherin Fat 3-like. The transcript has 5 exons. Gene Ontology annotation, biological process: heterophilic cell-cell adhesion; establishment or maintenance of epithelial cell apical/basal polarity. The coding region runs from base 61 to 1419 and encodes 452 amino acids. The record is from RefSeq and is a predicted model, not a curated record. Lineage: Eukaryota; Metazoa; Porifera; Demospongiae; Suberitida; Halichondriidae. Gene Ontology annotation, molecular function: calcium ion binding. Gene Ontology annotation, cellular component: protein-containing complex; plasma membrane.
AGUAGAGAGAUCUGCUGUAUUUAACAUCUCAAACAAAAUAGUUGGUUUGGAAUAAACUGCAUGCUAUUUUCUGAGAGAAUGAGAUUCCUUGUAUUGUGUAUAAGCUGCCUGUGUCUAUGGCUGGGGAAGCUCAGUGUACUGGUGUCUGCAGACUAUGUGGUACAAGUGGAGAUGCUCUCCUACAGUAAUCCAUCCAACACACGCUCUGAUGGCCGAUGUUGUGAUUCAUUAACUCUUGAACCAUGUAGCGGAGGGGAGCGGUGUGACACCUACUUCAUCUACUGCCUGAGACCACAUGCCAGUACUACUACAGAGUGUCCCAAUACUGCUUCCGGAUUUACUGCAGUCAGUACCACCAAUAUCUUUGAUGGGGCGGACAUUGAUUUCUCACAACCUACUGUACUAGGGCUCCCUAAUCCAUUCAAUCUCACUGGAAUAACGACAGCAUGGGAGGCUGGAGCUGAGCUUUACGUACAAGUGUUUGAUUUUGAUAGCAAUUCGGAUGAUCUUAUUGUAAGGUAUCGAUUUGAUCUAAGUCCCUUAGUGGGAUCGAUAAUCACAUUAUCUACCUCAUCAAAUAACGGAAUGGCUAUUUUUCUGAAUGCUACUGUAUUAUGUGCUCCAUUCUACAUUGGAAGCAGUUGUGAUGUCUUCAAUCAUUGUGAGUCCAAUGCUGUCACAUGCAGUGACCAAGGAAAGUGUACAAAUAAUGGUGAUUCCUUCACCUGUGUCUGUGGUGAACCUGGCUACACUGGUGCUGAUUGUGAGACCAACAUUGAUGAUUGCGUGAAUAGGAACUGCAGUGGAAAUGGUGUGUGUGUGGAUGGUGUCAACUCGUUCAGUUGUGAGUGUGUGUAUGGCUUCACUGGAGAGAUGUGCAGUGUGGAGGAGACACGAGAGACUAGAUCAGAUGAUGCAACAGCUGCUAUAGCUAGUGGAGUGGUGGCGGGACUGUUGGGCAUUGUACUGAUUGCAGUGGUGGUCAUUGUCAUAGUGAUUAUCCUCAAGAACAAGCAAGACACGUAUACAGUAACUGUUAGUGGAGGUGCAGCCAACAAUGACAUACCAUGUCAGAACAACGUGGUAUACGGUGUGUGUGAGAUGACUCAACCCAACACCCUCACUACUGGCCCACCUCCCUCCUCUCUACAAGAGUAUGACUACCCAUUGUGUGAUAUGUCAGCGUCCCUCAAUGACAUACCAUGUCAGAACAACGUGGUAUACGGUGUGUGUGAGAUGACUCAACCCAACACCCUCACUACUGGCCCACCUCCCUCCACUCUACAAGAGUAUGACUACCCAUUGUGUGAUAUGUCAGAGUCCCUCCCACCAGUGUAUGAUAAGGACGAGAAACUCAUGAUAAAUGUAAAUGUUAGCUAUGCACCAAGCGUGAGGAUGACUAGAAUAAACUAUAGCUAGUGAUAUCUAUGAUGAUAGGCAUUUUAUUGUGCAUGUGCAACUUUUGUUUUCACUGAUGCAGUAAUUUUCACUUGACAUUAUAAUUAUUAUACCCUGUGUACUUGUUAUUUCGUUUGUGCACAUAAUAACAUGGAAGUAACCACA